This is a messenger RNA of Westerdykella ornata, 1191 nucleotides long. RefSeq names its product porphobilinogen deaminase. Bases 1 to 1191 code for a protein of 396 amino acids. NCBI's taxonomy places the organism in Eukaryota, Fungi, Ascomycota, Dothideomycetes, Pleosporales, Sporormiaceae. Gene Ontology annotation, cellular component: cytoplasm. The record is from RefSeq and is a predicted model, not a curated record. The transcript has 2 exons. Gene Ontology annotation, molecular function: hydroxymethylbilane synthase activity. Gene Ontology annotation, biological process: heme biosynthetic process.
AUGGCCUCGGCAACCUCACUCGACACCUCCCUCCCUACCACCAGCGAGCCCCCCGCCUCCCCAACCACUACCUCCGCACAAACCCAAUUCCCGCCCAUCAACAUCGGCACCCGCAGUUCAACACUUGCGCAAAUCCAAGCCCGAUGGGUUGAAGAUCUUCUGAAGCGCGCACACCCGCACCGGACCUACAGAAUCUGUCCCGUCCUAGCGCAAGGCGAUAAGGACAAAGUGACGCCGCUGCAGCAGUUGAGCCAGGGCGAGAACGCGAAGAGUCUCUGGACGGGCGAAUUGGAGGCCAUGUUGGAGCAAGGGGAGGUGGAUCUCAUUGUGCAUUGCUUGAAAGAUAUGCCAACACAACUCCCACCCAGUCUGACUCUAGCCGCCAUCCUCGAACGCGAAGACCCUCGCGACGCCCUCAUCGUGUCUCCCAAACUGCCCAAGACAACGACGCUCCACUCCUUUCCCGCCGGUUCCACGAUCGGCACCUCCUCCGUCCGCCGUGCAGCGCAACUACGCAGGCUCUACCCAUCGUUUAAAUUUGCCGACCUGAGAGGAAAUGUAGGCACGCGGUUGGCCAAAUUGGACGCGGAAGAUAGCCCGUUCGCGGCGAUCAUUCUCGCCGCGGCAGGGUUAAAGAGACUAGGUAUGGAGGACCGGAUAACGCAAUACUUAAGUUCGGAUAGUGGAGGCAUGCUGCAUGCUGUUGGCCAGGGAGCGCUAGGUAUUGAAAUUCGGAAAAACGACGAGAAGAUAAAAGAGAUGGUGGAGGCAAUCAGUUGCGAGAGGACGACACGGGCAUGCUCCGCUGAGCGAGCUCUGCUCAGGGCGCUGGAGGGCGGAUGCAGUGUACCGAUCGGUGUGGAGACGACGUGGAGAAAGAAGAAGGGCCUGGCGACGGGGAUAGAGCCGUCAUUGGAUUAUGAUAAGCAUGGGAAGGCCGUGGAGGAGCCGGUGGAUCUGAAUGAGCAGGAGUUGGUGCUAAAGACACUGGUUGUGAGUGUUGAUGGGAAAGAGUCGGUCGGCUACGAGGCAGCACGGAAGGUCAGGUCUGCGGAGGAGGCGGCGCAGUUGGGGAGAGAUGUGGCGACGGUUUUGCUACAAAGGGGUGCAGAUAAGAUAUUGGAGAAGAUUAGUACGGAGAAGCAGUGGGCGGCGAAGAAGCAGCUCGAAGAGCUCAAGGUGCAGUCAUGA